Venustampulla echinocandica is the source of this 648-nucleotide messenger RNA. RefSeq lists its product as uncharacterized. Gene Ontology annotation, molecular function: RNA binding. Bases 1 to 648 code for a protein of 215 amino acids. Lineage: Eukaryota; Fungi; Ascomycota; Leotiomycetes; Helotiales; Pleuroascaceae. Gene Ontology annotation, cellular component: nuclear speck. The transcript has 6 exons. The record is from RefSeq and is a predicted model, not a curated record. Gene Ontology annotation, biological process: mRNA splicing, via spliceosome.
AUGUCUCGCGGCGGAACAACUCUCUACGUUACUGGUUUCGGACCCGGUACACGCGCCCGCGACCUAGCCUACGAAUUCGAACGCUAUGGCCGUCUUGUCCGCUGCGAUAUUCCAGCCCCUCGAACCGCUGCCAGUCGUCUAUUUGCAUUCGUUGAGUAUGAAAGCCGUCGUGAUGCAGACGAUGCAUAUCACGAGAUGCACAACAAGCGUAUCGGACACGAUGACUUGCUAAAGAUUGAAUGGGCACGAACUCCUCCCUCUGCCUCCUGGCGUUUCGAUUCAGGCCGCGACCGCGAACGUGCCGCACCUGGGCGCCGCUCUCCUCGCCGUGGUGGUCGGUCUCCCUCUCCUCGACGUGGUCGUGGCGACUACUCGCCCCGUAAAGAUACCCGUCGCGACCGUGACCGCGACUACGAUCGCCGAGACCGUUCCGAUCGGGAUCGCUCUCGCAGCCCAGAUGAGAGGGACCGUGACACCAAGGAUGAGCGCGACCGCGAUGAGCCGCGUGAGACUGUCACUAAUGGAGAAGACAGGAAAGGUGAUUUUGAACUUCCAAGUCACAUUAAACCCAAACUCGCUGAUACCCAAAUGGCAGUUGCCAGGGACUCCCCUCCUCCACAACACGAUGAGCUUGACACGGCUGAGUGA